Paramecium pentaurelia is the source of this 1215-nucleotide messenger RNA. NCBI's taxonomy places the organism in Eukaryota, Ciliophora, Oligohymenophorea, Peniculida, Parameciidae. The record is from the annotation of a GenBank genome assembly.
AUGAGUACAUAGGCAAUCCAUAAAAAAAUAGAUUCUGAUAAAUUAAAUUGGUAAAACUUAAGAAAAAAGAUUAUAAAAAAAUACCCUUAAUACAAGGUUAUAAUAGAUUCCAACUCUAACCUUUUUUCAAAAUUAGACUUUUCAAAAAAAGAGAAUUAAGUCAAAGUGAUAAAUAAAAUAAUAGAAAAAUAGUAAUAAGCACUAGAAUAAAUUUUUACAGAAGAACUUAUAAUUUAACAGAAAGAACAAUAAAAGUAAAUAUAAAAGUUGGUUGGAAUUAUUGCGAAGUAAUCAAAUGCAAAAACAACCAAAUAAGAUGAGUUAAAAAAAAAAGAGCAACAAAAAGGAAAUUAAAAAAAUAAUAAUUCAGCUCCAGUUAAAUUGUAGAAAAAGGUUUCUGAUAAAAUAGAAGCUUGGAACACUCUUGAUGAUACUUAAAGCUUAAUUCAUGAUUAUCAAGAUGGUACACAAGAUUAAUUUUACAUCACAUAAGAUGUCUAAGCUCCAUAAGAAAACCAAUAAUUAAAAUCAAAUUAAUAGAUGCCUUAAUCCAUUCUUGUGAAAAAAAAAAAAAAAUUUUUAAAAACUAAAGCUCCAUUGAUAAAAGAGAAAUCUGUUAGAUUCUUAGAAAAUAAUAGCCAAAACAAAAAAAAUAUAAAAAAUUAAUUAAAUCGGAAUAAGGAAGCCUCAAGUGAUGAUGAACUAGGAAAAAAUGAGCAUGAAAAAAAAAUUUUAGAAAAUGAUAAAUUCAAUAUACUUGAUGGAGAAAACGAAAAUGAGGAUGAAGAGGAAAAUGUCUAAAGUGAUUUAGAUAACGAUCAAGAAGAAGAUGAAGAUCAUAAUGAUCAUGAUAAUAGUUAUAAAGAAGGUUAAAAAGAGAAUGAGGAAGAGGAAGAAGAUGAAGAGGAAGAUGAAGAUGAAGAGGAAGAAGAAGAGGAGGAUAAUUAAGAAGAGGAGGAAAAUGAAGAAGACGAGGAUAAUGAACAAGAUGAGGAUGAUGAAGAAGAAGAAGAAGACGAAGAAGAGAAUAUUGAUGAUGAUGAAGAAGUAGAAGAAGAAGAGGAAGUAGAGGAAGACGUUGAUGAUGAAGAAGAAUAGGAAGAUUAGGAAAAUGAAAACUCUGAAAAUGAAAAUGAUUUAUAGGACAAGGAAGAAGAUGAGAACCAAAAAAAAUUAUAGAGAUUAAAAGAAAAAGCUCUUAAGAAAAAAUGUUGA